GAGCUGGCAGUCCCAAAAGCUCCCCAUCAGUAGCUGAACAGGUUCUGUUGCGUGCCCCAACUCGGCAGGGUUUCCUGGCAGCGUGUGGGUGUUCAGACAGAAAAAUACUGUAUUAAGUAACUAAACGCUGGAGCUGAUGGAGCAAUAAAUUCCUGGAUUAUUGGCCAUCAAACAUCUUUUUGCUUCCCUUUAUAUAAAAAAAAAGAAAAGUGACACAAUCCAGCUGGAACAGGAAUUUCUUGCGGAAGGUCAUGUUUGCUGGUGGCUCUGACAGUCCUUAUGCCAAAAUGAUGAGGGGACAGAUCACCUUGUCCCAGCUCUUUUCCGAGAUGGAAGAAGGCUGCAGGCAGCACGCCACCACCUCGGGCAUCACCUUGCCAGAUACCUUCUCUGUUGCCCGAGCCUUCGAGGAGAUGGCAGCCAAGGGGACGGUCAAUGCCCCCCUCCUGCAGGCAGCGAGGGUGCUGCGGAGGAAUGGGUUUAAGACCUGUGUCCUCACCAACAACUGGGUGGACGACAGCGCCGGACGGCUCUUCACGGCCACACUGAUGAACCUGCUGCACCGGCACUUCGACCUGGUGAUCGAGUCAUGCCGGGUUGGGAUGCAGAAGCCAGAUCCUGAGAUCUACAAAUACGCCCUGGAUGCGCUGCAGGCAAAGCCACAGGAGGUCAUCCUUCUGGACGACAUCGGGGAGAACUUGAAGCCAGCCCAGGAGAUGGGCAUGGCCACCCUCCUCGUCAGGGACACCGAGACCGUCCUGAAGGAGCUGGAGGAGCUCUCAGGUGUCCAGCUUCUCAACCAGCAAGAGCCACUACCAACAGCAUGUGAUCCAUCCAACAUGACCCACGGAUAUGUGCCCAUCCGGCAUGGUGUCCAGCUGCACUUCGUGGAAAUGGGGCAGGGCCCUGUCAUCUGCCUCUGCCAUGGCUUCCCUGAGUGCUGGCUCUCAUGGCGCUUCCAGAUCCCAGCUUUGGUCGAUGCCGGCUUCAGGGUGAUUGCUCUGGAGAUGAAGGGCUACGGGGAGUCCACAGCCCCACUGGAUAUAGAAGAGUAUUCCCAGGAGCAGAUAUGCAAGGACCUGGUGGUUUUCCUGGACAAACUGGGCAUCCCGCAGACCGUGCUGGUUGGCCAUGACUGGGGUGGUGCCGUGGUCUGGAACAUGGCUCUGUUCUACCCUGAGAGGGUGAGAGCUGUGGCCUCCCUGAACACCCCGUACCGACCCGCCAACCCCUUCGUGGACGUAGUGGAGAAGAUGAAAAGCAUCCCCACCUUUGAUUACCAGUUCUACUUCCAGGAGCCGGGUGUUGCGGAAGCGGAGCUGGAGAGGGACAUCGGCCGGACACUGAAGGUCCUGAUCCGCUCCACACGCCGGGAGGACCGCCUGCCCAUCACAUUUGACUUCCACCGGGUCCGGGAGCGAGGAGGGCUUCUGGUGGGCUUCCCAGAAAACCCCCCUGCCAGCCAGAUCCUGCAUGGCCCUGAGCUGCAGUACUACAUCCAGUGCUUCCAGAAGUCCGGCUUCAGUGGCCCCUUGAACUGGUACCGCAACAUAAAACCCAACUGGCGCUGGGCCCUCUCUGCCAAGGACAGGAAGAUCACGAUGCCAGCACUGAUGGUCACAGCCGGGAAGGACGUGGUGCUGCAUCCCAGCAUGAGCAAGGGCAUGGAGGAGUGGAUCCCGCAGCUGCACCGGGAGCACAUUGAGAAGUGCGGGCAUUGGACACAGAUGGAGAGGUACCACAGCGGGCAAGCACAGCCCCACUCCAUCGGAGCUGGGCGCCCCUGUGUCCCUAGGGAUGCUGAAUCCUGUUACAUCUCUGUGCCAUCCCCCCAGGCCGGCGGUGCUGAACAGGAUCCUGGUGGAGUGGCUGGAGGGGCUCCCCCCGGAUCCCCCACUUCCCACUAUCUCCAGGCUGUGAGCCCUGCCCUGUGCCUUCCCUCCUCCCUGGGCUGAGUUUGCCUUUAGGGUUGGAUUUUUGCCUUUAGGUAUUACUGGGGGGUCGAUGGGUGGAAGUGAUGGGUGAGCUAGGCCUGGGAGCAGGGUAGCACAAAGCAUUGCCCCUGAAGAAUCUCUGUGAGCUCUUAUUGGGGUGUUGGGAUAUGGUCUGGGGCUGGACCCAUCCUUGUACCAUGGUAGGGGCUGUACUGGGGCUGCCCCAUCACCUCAGCCCUGGGGCUUCCCUUGCACAGGGGUUUGGAUGGACCAUCCCCUUUGUGGCUGGGGUUUUAAUGUGGUGGGGAGGUUUUAAUGCACUGAUAAUCAUGAAUUCUGCCUUAGAAAUCACCUUCUGCCUUGUAACAUUGACAAAUAAAGCACACAGUGACCAGA
This is a messenger RNA of Melopsittacus undulatus (budgerigar), 2330 nucleotides long. It is a transcript of the gene EPHX2, whose product is annotated as epoxide hydrolase 2. The record is from RefSeq and is a predicted model, not a curated record. NCBI's taxonomy places the organism in Eukaryota, Metazoa, Chordata, Aves, Psittaciformes, Psittaculidae. The transcript has 18 exons. Gene Ontology annotation, biological process: phospholipid dephosphorylation; cholesterol homeostasis. Gene Ontology annotation, cellular component: peroxisome. Bases 252 to 1955 code for a protein of 567 amino acids. Gene Ontology annotation, molecular function: lipid phosphatase activity; magnesium ion binding.